AUGCGCAGAGCAUACGCGGAGAACAAAGAAAGGGACCAGAUGGUAUCUUUUGCGAGGAUUGAUCUCACUACUUUCAAAAUGUAAAAAGCUACAGGCUGGAACCUGUGACAGCCUCAUCCGAUACUAUUCGAAAGUCUUGCCGAUAAGAAUCUUCAAUCGAUUCCUGGGCUGAAAGAAUCACACCCAGUGUCCGAAAGCUGCAAGGAUUGGCUUCGCCACUGUCAGCACGUACAAGGUUGCGGGCUGGAACCUGUGGGAGGCUCCUCUGAGACCAACCGAGAAUCGAAUUAAUGACGAUCUUCGAUUGAUUCCUGAGCUGAAAGAGUCACACCCAAUGUCCGAAAGCCUGGAGGAAAUGGCGCUUCCUUUUUCCAAACCGUAA
Messenger RNA from Clonostachys byssicola, 382 nucleotides. The record is from the annotation of a GenBank genome assembly. Lineage: Eukaryota; Fungi; Ascomycota; Sordariomycetes; Hypocreales; Bionectriaceae.